Molecule: messenger RNA, 1395 nt
Organism: Neoarthrinium moseri
Lineage: Eukaryota; Fungi; Ascomycota; Sordariomycetes; Amphisphaeriales; Apiosporaceae
Exons: 2
Coding region: 1-1395 (464 amino acids)
Source: RefSeq, a predicted model, not a curated record
AUGGCCGACCCAACAGACGCGAGAUCUGCUCCUCCCGGCGGCUCGACAUCGUCGACAGACUUACACGCUUCUGAGGCUAUUUUCAGUUUGCCGCCAGGCGCAACCAAUGGUUCUGCCGCAGACUCGGGUCAACUUCCUCAGACGAGCAGCGCUGCGGCCCCAGUCGCCGAGCUGGACAACCAUCAUGGCGUGUUUGCUACACAACAUCCCGAGUUGACCCCGGGCAACCUGGUCGAAGGAAUCGAAAGUUUUCAGCUCGCGUCGGACAUUUCUGCAACAAUUGCCGAAUCCAGCGAUCUGGGUCCGGUUGGAGAUGAAGACUCUGACCAUGCUUCCCGGACCACAGGGCUGGCGCCUGCGUCGGGGAAUAGUGAAGAAGUGCUUUUCGAUGGUUCCAGAGAUACGGAACCAGGACCAGGGGACCCAGAGCCCCUGUUGACCGCGGGUGGCAGCGGCUCGAGCAGUUCUCGGUCAAAGGGAAAGGAGACCCAAAAGCAAAAGGCGGUCCACUUUGAGCGAGACGAGGCUGCAGGUCACACGAUCCCCGGUGACAACAACAUGGACACCCAUUUGCCAGACUAUAAACCCCUGAAGCCCGGGGAGCCUGGCUGGAAUCGUUCCCCGGAGAGACCACCGGUCAAGCUGCCGAUCAGGUUCCAGGAUGCGGUCGGUAGGCACUAUGUCUUCCCCUGGGAGAGGGUCCGAACUUGGGAGGUAAAGGCUGCCCCUUUCAUAGUUGGUAUGGAGCGUCUAAUAAAAGCCGCUUUUCUCCACGUCAACAUACUGGGUCCUCAUGUCCAAGCCGGGCACUACGACCUGACGGCGGAGACCGGCGUCACCUUUGAAGAUCCCUACGCCACGAGUGCCGAGCCCAGCGCAACCACGUCGGGACCGUGCUUUGGCAACAAAGGGCAGCCUGUGACGAUAGUGCCGGCUUCGGCUCUCGCCCCGGGCUCGUCGGCUUCUGGGGCUUCGUCCUCGACCGCACCUCCGCCGGUGCCAUCCCCACCUGCCGCCGGCUCACCGUCACCUUCGGCGGCGCAAGGUGGGCCCAACGGCACAAACCAACCCCUCCUGGGGCCGAUUAUCCUGCCGGAGCUGUGGGAAGACCUGGUUGUGCCGGGCAUGUACGUGCGCAUGCACAUGUGGCCCAUGUCCCCGCCCAUUGGCUCCGUGCAUCCUCCUCCUCCGCCGCCGCCUAUGCCGCAUGCUCCGCCACUAGCCGCCCCUGUCGGGCGUGGGCGUGGUCGCGGACGCGGUGCUGGGCCCGGACCACCUAUGCCACACAUUGUGCCCGAGCCGGUUUGGAUGCCAAUGGGCUCCCGUGUCAGGCCGAGAGGCAUGCCUUCGCCGCCGCCUCCGCCGCGACCAAAGACUAGGAAGAGGCCCGAGUAG